AUAAUUUGGGCACACCGGAAGUCUUCAGGGCGAGUGAAAUGCCUUGUCUUUGGAUUAUGUCAGCAGGCAAUUUAGACCGCGUCACAGUGAACUCAUGUACAUCAGUGUGCACGCGAAUAAACGCUUAAUUUAGACAUUAGGCUCUGCCUCCACUAAAAUACACAGAGCCAAUAGGAAAAACCUUCUUCGCAUGUCCUCAGACGUCAUUUAUUUGUUCCAGCUGUGGAUGAUAGUAUAUUUGGUCUCUUGUGAAAGAGCAGGUAAAGUGCGGAUCUGACACACAUGCCUGCAGCUACAGUCUUUACUGACCGACUGUCACACGGACUCUCAGUCGCUGUACCGGUGCCUUCAGUCCCACGAGGACAUACACUGACAAAUUUCGCAAUGGGUGAGUAGACUGAAGUGUGGGCGUACCUGUUCAUUGGAGCAAGAUAUCACCAGCAUAGUGUUCACAUUCUCACAAAAUAGACGAUGGGUGAAGCCGAAGAUGAUAAGAACCAGGCAGGACGGCUAUUUGAGAACUUUGUUCAGGCCACUGACUGCAAAAGCACCAUGCAGGCCUUCAAUAUCAUGUGCAGUUACCUUGACGUUGACCCUCUGGAGCACAGCACCUUCUACAGCGGCCUGAAGAGCAUGGUGACGUCUUGGAAAGCCAAAGCCCUUUGGAGCAAGCUGGACAAGAGAGCCAGCAACAAAGAGUACAAGAAUGGCAAAGCCUGUGAGGGCAUUAAGUGCUUGAUAAUUGGAGGAGGCCCCUGCGGCUUGCGGACUGCCAUCGAGUUAGCUUUCCUCGGAGCCAAAGUGGUGGUGAUAGAGAAGAGAGAUACAUUCUCCAGGAACAACGUCCUACAUCUCUGGCCCUACACCAUUCAUGACCUUAGGGCUUUAGGAGCCAAGAAGUUCUAUGGAAAGUUCUGUGCUGGAGCAAUAGACCACAUCAGCAUUCGGCAGCUCCAGCUCAUGCUCCUGAAGAUCGCUCUCCUUCUGGGUGUGGAGUUUCACGUAAAUGUGGAGUUCAUCAAGCUGGUGGAGCCUCCAGAGGACCAGGAGAAGGAGGGGCCAGGCUGGAGGGCAGAGAUCCGGCCUGCGGAUCACCCUGUGGCUAACUUCGACUUUGAUGUGGUGGUGGGAGCUGAUGGGAGACGAAACUCUUUAGAAGGGUUCAGGAGGAAGGAAUUUCGUGGCAAACUGGCUAUCGCCAUUACAGCAAACUUUAUCAACAGAAACACCACCGCUGAGGCAAAGGUGGAAGAGAUAAGUGGAGUUGCCUUCAUCUUCAACCAGAAAUUCUUUCAGGAUCUCAAACAGGAAAAUGGGAUUGAUCUAGAGAACAUCGUCUACUACAAAGACAACACGCACUACUUUGUCAUGACCGCUAAGAAGCAGAGCCUGCUGGACAAGGGUGUCAUCAUUCAUGAUUAUAUCGACACUGAGGCACUGCUGAACAGUGAGAAUGUGAACCAAGAGGCUUUGCUGGCAUAUGCACGAGAGGCAGCUGACUACGCCACCCACUACCAGCUGCCCACGCUGGACUACGCCACGAACCAUUGCGGUCAGCCUGAUGUGGCCAUGUUUGAUUUCACGAGCAUGUACGCCUCAGAAAGUGCCGCUCUUGUCCGGGAGAGGUUUGGUCAUAGUGUGCUGGUGGCACUAGUGGGAGACAGUCUUCUAGAGCCCUUCUGGCCUAUGGGGACCGGCUGUGCCCGCGGCUUCCUGGCAGCCUUUGACACAGCUUGGAUGGUAAAAAGUUGGGCGAUGGGUAGAAAUCCACUCGAGGUGCUGGCAGAGAGGGAGAGUCUUUACAGAUUGCUACCUCAGACAACACCUGAAAACAUCGGCAAAAACUUUGAUUUGUACACCAUAGAUCCAGGAACACGCUAUCCCAACCUCAAUUCAAACUGUGUGAGGCCCCACCAGGUCCGCAACAACUAUAUCUGUGGAGAGAUGAAGUCGUGCUCUCUGGAACGGGCCGCCACGAUACGCCGCCCGGUCAACUUGGCCCGAAGAGAGUCUGAGAUCAGGCCGAGUCGGUUACUGACGUGGUGUCAGAAGCAGACAGAGGGCUACAGGGGUGUGAAUGUGACUGACCUUACUUCCUGUUGGAUCAGUGGCCUGGCUUUCUGUGCUCUCAUACAUCGCUUCAGACCACAGCUCAUCGAUUAUGACUCUCUGAAUGAGCAAGACUGUGCCAGAAACCUUCAGCUGGCAUUUGAUGUGGCAGAGAAGGAGUUCGGCAUUAAGCCUUUCAUCACAGGGAAAGAGCUGGCGGCAGGUCAGGAGCUGGACAAGACCAGCAUGUGCAACUACCUCUCCAAGUUCUACGAGCUCUUCCGGGGAACACCUCUACCUCCCUCAGAUUCAAAGCGAGAUGGUGAUGCAAAUAAUGAAAAAUGUCCAUCAGGUUCUCCCAGACCUGCUCAGUCACUGAGUUUACUUCAGCCUCGUAAACGCAUUCCCAAGAAUGAUAAAAAGGUUGAAGAAAAUGAUGCCAUAUACAAGAGAAGACGGAAAAUUAGUUACUUCGAAAGAAAUAAUAAAUAUUUUUUUCAGAGUACUUCAGUAUCUAGUGAGGGGCAGGAACUGAAAGAAAACAAGGUCAAGUUAAUGGCCACUCAACUUCAAGCAAAAUUUGAAGACAGCACCGCAAGCUGCUCUAUUCGCAGACAGUCUGACUCUAAUGAUGAGAGGUCUCCAAGACCUCCGUCACUUGAUAUGACUGAUAGCACUCUCUUUAACAUUAUCAAGAAGAAAGUCCCACAGCCUCCACCCCCUAAAAAACAGUUUCCGUCCGUUGCCUGUGUUCGACACACUGAGGAGCCCUCAGCUCCUCUCUUCCUCUUGCUUCAUUCCAGUCCUCUGAAUCCACGAAGGAAACCACUUCAACCGAUUCACACACACACUCACACACAAUCAGAGGCAGAGAACACAGCUGACUCAGACUCAGGAAAUACAGCCUCCUGCCACUCAGCAGUGCUGGCCAUGAGAGCAAUGCUUCAGCGCCUCCAGAGGGUGGAAGAGGAGAUUAGCCAGAGGAAAGCCCAGACUCAAAAGGCCAGGGAGUUUCAUAAAAAAAGCAUAAAAGAGAAGGCUGUGCAUUUGAGCGCUCUGUUCUCUGACGAGGCCUGCUCUCCACAUCAGCCUUCCUUAAAAAGAGAAUUUCCGAGUCUGGGAGAUAUGUGCCAUGCGUGUAAGAAACGGGUGUUUGCAGUGGAGAAGCUCAGCACGGAGGGACUCCACUUCCACAAGGAAUGUUUCCGCUGUCAUACCUGCAGAGCUCCUCUGCGCCAGGGAGGACAUUUCUUCGAUUCAGAGGAAGGAAAGUUGUACUGCAAACUCCACUUUGCACAAAGGAAACCCUUAGUGAAGAAUGGGAGGACACAAAUUCUACACACGACACGUAAUGACGAAUCUCAGGACGACUCCAGCUGGAGUCCAGAGGGAUGUGAGCAUCAUCUCCAGGAAGAGUCUCCAGGUAUCCUGUCCUCACUGAAGAGAAGCCUGCGCUGGCCGCUGCACAUGAGCCAGACUGUGUGUGCUGUGCCUCGCCGUGUGUUUAACUGGCUGCAUGCUAAAGCGUGGGCCACAGGAGUCCACCUGAGGGAUAAUGCAGAGGAUUACGCCUUCCUGUAUGAACUGCUCAGUGUGAGUCUGCCUCUGCUCGCCGUUCUCCAUGAACAGCUCGUCCAAAUGUACGCAGAGGCCGGACCUCUCAAUCUACAGCCUCUGCAGCACUGGCUGGAAGAGCACAUGGGCCCCUGGGUCUUAGUGUGAGAGAAACAUCAUCAGUUCCUUUAAAAGGGUUAACAUGUAGAUGAAAAUGGCUGUGGAUAUUUAUUCAGAACUGAAAAACAGAUAGAACAACCUUGAUAUAGUUUUCAUGAACAAAUCGAUCUGAACUUGAGAUGUCGGGGCAUCAGAAUUCCUUUCCUGCUUUUUUCCUGGUUUGGAUUGUUAUAAUGGUUAUAAAGGUUUGAGUAAAGAGAGAAAAAGUGUCAAACACAGAGUGAACUUCAAGCACUUUAAUGAGUGAGCAGCCUUCAUCUGCACAAUUAAGAGUGACGUUCUGCUUUUAAUUAUUAAUGAACGUUCUUUGUUGAGACUGCGAGUUUACAAAACCUGACCGAUCAAGCUGCAAACACGAAUGUUAACCGUUCAGGAACAAGUUACAUUCUUCUCGCAUGUUUACGCUUCUUAUGAAAACCAUACAGCAUGGCUGUUAAAAGGAAUGUUCCGGGUUCAACAGAAGCUAAUCUAUUUAUAGCAUCUGUGAAAAAUGUUGUCGACUACCACAAAAAAGAACUGCAUUUCAUCCUUCAUAUUGUUAAAACAAACAAGAAUUACAAUGGAAGUCUAUGGAACAAGCGAUCACAGAGGGUUUAAAGCAGAAAUGUGCAUCUGUAGAAAUUCAUCAGAACAAAAGUAUGUUAUCUGAGCUUUAAAAUUGUCAAAAAUUUGACAUUUUUUGUGGUUUUAACAUACUAGUCUAUUUUAACACAAUGUGUUGUCAUGUGGGUGCACUUUCAAAACAGCGUGAUCAUUUUAUAUUUUGUUAAUUCCUGUUUAUUGUCUUGUUCUAUAGGCUUCCAUUGUAAGUGCAUUACUGUAAAUGUGAUUUUGUAAUUUUUUUUUUUUCUGGUUUUUGCUAUUAUUUUCUUUGUUAAUCUGUAUACCACAGAUGUGGUCCAUAGAGCUUAAUUUAAAGUUUAACUGUAAGCUCUAAACUGAGACUGUCUAUGCUCUUAAACAUGUGGUGUAUAUGUAACUAGGGAUGCAUAGAAAUGGACUUUUUAGCAGAUAGCAAUAAUUAUUAAUAUUUAUAUGAAGUUGAAAUAUUGGGUGAUAUUAAAUAUCAAUCAAUAUUUUGUGAGAUUAAUUACAAAAAAUUGCUCACCUUAAAAAUCCAGAUUUAAAUCAGGUGCAACAACAGGGAAAAAAAUAAAUAAAUACAUACAUACAUACAUACAUACAUAAUGAUUGUUUUCCCCAAAACAUAUAACAACUUGACAUACUAUAAACCAUUGGAAUAAAGAAAUUAUACAUGCCUAUGUAUAACAUUGAUAAUAUAACAAAGAAUAAAAAUAAACAAUAGUUUAAAAUAAAACAUUAAUAACAAAAAUAAAUCGUAGGCUCUGAUUAAACUUUUAUUUUAUGUUUUUAAUUGUUUAUUUUUUUUAUUUUUAUGUGGGGUCCUAUGAUCAUUUGGCCAUAAUUUAUCAAAUAAAUAUGGGCCUAUCUGCUUAUUUUACAUAAUGGACUGAUACAUAUAAGAUGAAAAAGUCACAUUUACUGGCUAACAUGACUACAGAGAUCAACCAUCCCUCUAUGUAACAAAGAUCAAAUAUGUAAGCAUUCUCUCUUUGUUCUCAGCCUUAUUUGUAUAGUUCUCAUGCAGAGCCACUCAACGGUUCCAAAUGCAUGUAUUUUAAUAUCAUCCAUUUACUCCUGUAGUCUCAAUCAUACGCCAGUUUUGUGUCACUCAGAUUCGUGUCACAUUACAUGCACCAUCAAACUACUAAUGCACCAGUAAAGUAGCUUUGGUUUGAAUGAAAGACUUAUGGAGUCGUGGCAGAAACACUACUUGGCGGUCUCAUUUGAUUUACUGGACUGUUACUGCGGUUUCUUUUGAUGUCAUUUGCUACCUAUAAUGUACUGUCUGAGGGCAGUGUAAUUCUGUACUUACAGAAUUUACAGUAACACAUUUAAGUGCAAUUAAAAUGCAAUUUUUUUUUCGGUCAACUUACUGAGAAGUAUUAAUAAUACGAAACAUGCUUUUUGUUGACACUGGAAGACGAUUGUUAGAUUUUGAUCUGUUUAUUGGUAUGAAUAGUGAUUGCAGAUUGAUCAUCAAAUGACAUGCAUGAAAAUAAAGCAUGGAUAAUUAAAUCCAUUUUUGUGCAUUAGCAAUUCAUUUCGAAACACUGUUUACAAGCUGCGUUUUAAUGAUUCCCUUCUCAUGUAUGGUUCUCCUUUUUUAUUCACUUGUAGUCCUUUUUGACCUCUCCACUGCGUCUGCUCCUGACUUGCUGUGAGCAAUGCUGAUCCAGAUGUGAUCAUCUGCAAGGUCUCUUUCUGCAGUCACUCGUAGUGUCUUUGACCUUCCAGAGCCUGUGGAAAUGCAUGCUGCAUGACACUAAUCGCCUGCCUCUGGUUAUUUCACCUGCACGUCACGUCUGACAUGUUUCUCUUUUCUGUCUUUCUUCAAGGCUUAUUAAUUACUUGCUCAUGCAGCUUCUGUCUUUUCUUCCUUUCUUUCUGUUUCAGAGGUGGCUUACAUUACAGAAACCUACACGCAGGAGCCCGUGUGCCUCUACGAAAGCAGAUCAUUAGGCCUUUAAAGUAGCACCUUUUAUUGGACAUGUUGUAAAACUGUUUGAAGUUUUUUCACUGUAUAUUUUCCAUUUGAAACAUUUGUUGUUGCCUUAUUUAUGUUAAGCCAUACUCUCGCAAUAAAAGAAAGAUCAAAGUCUUUUCAUUUUUACAUA
Molecule: messenger RNA, 6482 nt
Organism: Cyprinus carpio (common carp)
Lineage: Eukaryota; Metazoa; Chordata; Actinopteri; Cypriniformes; Cyprinidae
Gene: mical2a
Product: F-actin-monooxygenase MICAL2-like
Exons: 22
Coding region: 472-3771 (1099 amino acids)
Molecular function (GO): FAD binding; protein binding
Source: RefSeq, a predicted model, not a curated record